Molecule: messenger RNA, 1405 nt
Organism: Gossypium raimondii (Peruvian cotton)
Lineage: Eukaryota; Viridiplantae; Streptophyta; Magnoliopsida; Malvales; Malvaceae
Product: transcription factor bHLH137
Exons: 8
Coding region: 94-975 (293 amino acids)
Biological process (GO): regulation of DNA-templated transcription
Cellular component (GO): nucleus
Molecular function (GO): DNA-binding transcription factor activity; protein dimerization activity
Source: RefSeq, a predicted model, not a curated record
AUCAUCUCUUUCAUUCUCAUCCUCAUUCCCAUCACUUUCUUUCACACACAAAAAAUACCCUAAAGAUCUCACCCAUAUUUUGUUUUUGUUUCAAUGGCAUCCUUUUCAACUAAAUCUAACCCUUUCCUCAUUGAUUCCAUUUUCUCCCCACAUAAAAUUUCUGGGUUUGUAGAAGAAAUUGAGAACCUCAAUUUCGAUCAGGUUUAUAGUGAAAAUAAUGAACCUUCUGGUUCAAUUUUUAAAGAGCAGAGCAGCACUGGUGAAUUCACUGUGGUUGAUGAUAAUGUCGCUCUUACAAGCAAGAAAAGAAGGGCUAAAAAUGGGGUGAAGGAUGAAAAAGAAGGGAAACCCAAGAAGCAAAAGAAGGGAAAUGAUGAAAAGAAGGCGUAUAAAGGUAGUAAAAAAGAUAGAAAGAAAGGUGGUGAAGAGCCUCCUAAUGGCCGUUACAUUCAUGUUAGAGCUAGGAGAGGUCAGGCAACUGAUAGCCAUAGCCUAGCUGAAAGGGUAAGAAGAAAGAAAAUCAGUGAAAGGAUGGAAAAAUUGCAGCGACUGGUUCCAGGAUGUGAUAAGAUAACUGGAAAGGCUCUUAUUUUGGAUGAAAUUAUCAAUUAUGUUCAGUCGCUUGAAAGUCAAGUAGAGUUUCUAUCAAUGAAGAUUGCUACUUUGAAUCCCAUGUUUUAUGAUCUAGGAGUUGACCCUGAAUCAUUUAUGGUCAAACCAGAGAUGGUAAAUAAUAUAUCCUCACCGCCACAAUGUUACCCCACUCAGCCUAUAACCACUACGGCUGCCGCCAUCGGCACCGCGGCCACAUUUACUCCGACUAAUAACAUUCCGCUCUUGGAUACUUCAGCUGCAUUUUUGUUUCACCAAGGAGAAACGUCUGCGGUCUUCUCUCAGUUUCAGGACAAUGGUAGUGUACUGUGGGAAGUGGAGGGCUCACGGCAAGAAUUUCUAAAUCCGUUCCGUUCAUUUUAAUGCAAAGAGCUGCCCUACAAACAUAUGCUUCCCAAAGAGACACAAGAUGCCAAAAGCAAAGGCAAAGGUCAGCAUUAAAGCUCUAAUUUCAAGUUCCAAAGGAUAUCAAGGACAUCAACGAGGAAGAACACAAAGGACAAACAUAAUCCACUAAAUAAGACUAUAAUUUUUGGUAGUGUUAGAUCCAUUAUUUCCUUUUCCUUUUGUGUUUCUCAUUAAGUCUCCCAAGCACAAAUGCCAAGACCCAACAUUGGAUUGACUUAGGAAAAGGAAAAAGGAAAUAAUAGUAACAUAGAAGUAUGUUUUAUUGUUACUUUCUUUUAGGGUUUAGUGACAAAGAAAGAAAGAAAGUGAACUUGAAAGCAAGUCCUGCUUUUGUUUAUCAAAUAAUUGAGUGGAAUGAAAAUACAAUUUUAGUUAAAUUAAGUAA